AAGUGUUUCGACUCUAUUUUUCGACGUAAGACACAAAUGAUGUUGGUAUGGUAUCAAAUUAGUUCGAUAAUGUCAAAAUACCAAACGCGUUAUUGCCUUGAUGAUAAUGUUAGUUUCAGAUGAAAGCAUGUCUUGAUUUUUAGAAAGUGUGUCUUCCAGACAUCCUGGUUUCUCAAGAAGUCCCAAUAUAUCAAUUGUAAUCACUGUGGUUCAAAUAUCAGAAAGAGAUUACUGACCAUUAUGAGUGAAAUUGAAAGUGCAAAUGGUGAUGGUGGGGGUGGAAAUCUAGUGCAGUACAUUGUGAUUCGGGGAGACUUGAAAUGGCCCAAAGGAGCUCUAGUUGCACAAGCAUGUCACGCUUCCUCAGCUAUCAUACAUCUUACAUACUCGCAUCCAGACACGCAGCAGUACUUGAGUGAUUUGGACAACAUGCACAAGGUGGUGUUGAAGAGCAAAACAAGUGAUGAGCUCUCUCAGCUGAGUGACACUUUGACCUCAAAGGACAUAGCUCACAAACUGUGGAUCGAACAGCCCGAGAAUUACCCAACGUGUUUGGCCAUCCGACCCAUUGGGAAGCCAGAAGUAUCCGAAUUUGUGAAACAAUUUCAGCUAUUCAGAUGAAACUGAUUCACAAGUAGUUGUAUGACGGAGAAAAAAGUAGCGAACAGAAGAUGAAAUUAAGCCGUUCCUUCGGUCAGACGUACAAACAGUAGAGCAUCAUCGUCAUAAUUUUUGUUAUUAAUUUUUGUAAAUCAUUUAAGUUUUGCUUUCCGGUGCGAUUAAUUGGUGGUAGUUUUUAGGUAAAGCAUUGUAAAUUCAGUU
Molecule: messenger RNA, 822 nt
Organism: Symsagittifera roscoffensis
Lineage: Eukaryota; Metazoa; Xenacoelomorpha; Acoela; Convolutidae
Product: putative peptidyl-tRNA hydrolase PTRHD1
Exons: 4
Coding region: 241-621 (126 amino acids)
Molecular function (GO): peptidyl-tRNA hydrolase activity
Source: RefSeq, a predicted model, not a curated record